Gamsiella multidivaricata is the source of this 570-nucleotide messenger RNA. RefSeq lists its product as uncharacterized. The record is from RefSeq and is a predicted model, not a curated record. The transcript is spliced from 3 exons. Lineage: Eukaryota; Fungi; Mortierellomycota; Mortierellomycetes; Mortierellales; Mortierellaceae. The coding region runs from base 1 to 570 and encodes 189 amino acids.
AUGUACACGCGAUCGUUGGCUGCAGUCCUGCUUGGGCUAGGUAUCCUGGCCAGCAGCAUCCGGGCAGAUACCCUCGAAUUCGCGUCCCCUCUUCCCAACAGCCAUUUGACUGCCGGUCAAAAUGUUCGUAUCUCAUACAAGGUCCAUCGUAAUGGUAUGGCUCGUCUUAUGUGGGCCAAAGUCCACCUCAUGACCGACGACGGUUACGACGCAGGGACAGGAACUAUUAGCACCGCAACGCCUUCAGACUGGCAAGACUCCCAGUUGAUUUCAUCGGACUUUACGGUCCCAGAGAAUCUGCCAUCUGGGAAGUAUGUUUUUCAUGUGUACGGUAGCACGCAGCAACCAUGUGAAGGCUCCGUUGACACAGGAGCCUCCAGAAAGAUAUCCACUCCAAUUGCUCAACUAGAAGAAGACAAUAAGGGUGUCGGUGCUAUUGACAGUUUCCAGCUUCGCAAGCGCAAUCUUUACGCUGGUCGUAAUCUGCGGGCAAUUGGUCAAUCCGAUUAUCUACUGCAGGAUAGCAACGCAGACAUCCAUAAGAUGCUGUACUUUUUCUCGCUGAUCUAG